GAUACCUCUCCAAACCCGUGCGUAAAACCUCUUUUGGAAAGACAUUCGGAUACUCAAAAGCUGUGUUUUGACCGGAAGCCAUCGCAUCUAAAGAAAAAAAAGAAAGGAAAACUCUGCCAGCUAUCGAUGGAAGACGUUGACUGUAUCUUUGGCUGACUUUUUUACGCGAGUGCAUCAGAUUUUUUUUUUUUUUUUAAUGAAACCACCCUCGGAUGCAAAAGUAAUCACAAGAUUCGCAGGUCAAUGCGAUUUUUGUGUCUCUUAGCUAUGUGUGCAUUGACUCGUUGGAGAUAAAGUGUCCACAAUAAUACCUUCUUGUAAGGGGAGGAGAAAGGGAGGGUGUGCGCACUCUCGCACUUCAGCCUUACCAGAAAAAGGGAAGAAAUCUGGGAGAGACGGCGGAAGAGAAGUUGCGUCUCCAAGGAUGACUUUAGGGACGGAUAUGUCCGACAGCUCUGCAUUGUCCGAAGAUGUGGACAUUGAUGUGGUCGGAGGGGACAUAUCCGUCGGGAAAGACGGGAAAUACAUUCACCACGAGUUCAACUUGGACAAUGACUCGGACGAUAAUUACUCCCAGAGCGCGGCGGAGAGAGGUUCCUCUCCGGGGCUCAGCAGCUCCGAAUGCCCGUCUGAGCCCCUGGGAUCCGGCGCGGAGUCUGGGACCUUGAUUGGGGACAAACCCCGGAAAAGUGCACUUGUGAAACCCCCUUACUCGUACAUCGCUCUGAUCACAAUGGCCAUCCUGCAGAGUCCCAAGAAACGCCUCACGCUCAGCGAGAUCUGCGAGUUCAUCAGCAACAGAUUCCCUUACUACCGGGAAAAAUUCCCCGCGUGGCAGAACUCCAUACGCCACAAUCUUUCCCUAAACGACUGCUUUGUGAAAAUCCCACGGGAGCCCGGUAACCCGGGAAAGGGCAACUACUGGACCCUGGACCCGGACUCCGCAGACAUGUUCGACAACGGGAGCUUCUUGCGCAGGAGGAAGCGCUUCAAAAGACACCAAAGUAGCGAAAUCCUCAGGGACUCCGGCGGCUUUCUGCCAGGGUUCGGAUACGGGCCGUAUGGAUACAACUACGGACUCCAGCUGCAGAACUUUCACGCAGCCCACAACCCUUUCCACCCGCACCACACCAGCGGAUCUUUCCCCUUCCCCAACGCCCCCUGCACCUUGCCGUCACCUGCAUCCAUAUUCCCCGCGCCGCAUCACUUGCCCUCCCUUCUCGGGACCGACCUGAGGAAGCCCUUUUACCCGCAGCUCAGCCCGUCCCUGCCGCCUCUCAAGACGGACUCCAGCUCCACGACGAGUCGGCCCUCCUUCUCCAUUGACAACAUCAUAGGAGCGGCCAACUCCAGCGGCUCUUCCUUCAGCGCGCAGAGCAGCAGCCAGGCUCAGAUCCUGGCCAUGCUCACCCCGGCGCUGACCUCCGCUUCCAGCCACCUGAACAUCUCCCAGGAGGGCCUGUUCCAAGCAAGCCCGCAGAGUCAGACUUUUCCCACCAAGACCUCCAACUUGAACACUUGCCCUUUCUAAAAAAAAAAAACUGAAAAAAAGUGAAUAAGAAAUAAUAGUAGUGGCGUCGUCCUAUGUGAAGGUAGGAUGAACAUUUUUGCUGCAAGAAAGAAAGAAAGAAAGAAAGAAAGAAAGAAAGAAAGAAAGAAAGAAAGAAAGAAAGAAAGAAAGAAAGAAAGAAAGAGUUUGUUUCGAGCUCUCUUGGUUUUCUGACAAUGUGAGAGGAGACUUUAUUUAUGCGAUGUAAAUAUAUGUGCAUAACACUGAGAGGCAGACAACUUAUGAAAGAUCAUAAAACACAAACACAACGCAGGCCUGCAACUCCGGUCUGCGGUCAUCUUUCAGAAGGUGAUGGGAUUUAAAAUAAUAAUAAUAAUAAUAAUAAUAAUAAUAAUAAU
This is a messenger RNA of Poeciliopsis prolifica (blackstripe livebearer), 1908 nucleotides long. RefSeq names its product forkhead box D2 (gene foxd2). Bases 425 to 1531 code for a protein of 368 amino acids. The record is from RefSeq and is a predicted model, not a curated record. The transcript has a single exon. Gene Ontology annotation, molecular function: DNA-binding transcription factor activity, RNA polymerase II-specific; RNA polymerase II cis-regulatory region sequence-specific DNA binding. NCBI's taxonomy places the organism in Eukaryota, Metazoa, Chordata, Actinopteri, Cyprinodontiformes, Poeciliidae. Gene Ontology annotation, biological process: anatomical structure morphogenesis; regulation of transcription by RNA polymerase II; cell differentiation.